This is a messenger RNA of Coccinella septempunctata (seven-spotted ladybird), 1572 nucleotides long. RefSeq lists its product as uncharacterized. Lineage: Eukaryota; Metazoa; Arthropoda; Insecta; Coleoptera; Coccinellidae. The transcript has 5 exons. The record is from RefSeq and is a predicted model, not a curated record. Bases 360 to 1352 code for a protein of 330 amino acids.
ACGUUAAUUCUCUCAAAGAAUCCCAAACUCCCGGCCAAUCAGGGCAAAGCUAACAGAUUGAAAGAACAGAAGACAGUUGUCUCUUUCUAUGUCAACAAAUAUUUUCCCGCUCUCUCGGCGCUCUUGUGAUUAUUUUCGUAUUAUUCCAUAGACAUAAUAAUAUAUUAUGCUUUAUUAAGUCUAUGUAUUAUUCUCAGAGACUGAUUCUGAUUCUCUGCUAUUCUUCUGAAUUCAAAGUGGUUAUUGAAUAACGUUGAGAUAAUUAUUGUAAUUCGCAAAAACACAAAUUGUGACAUUUAGUUACCAAUCGUCUGGACAAAGCAAUUUUGAUUGCUGAAUUCAAGUGAACAACAUCAAACAUGGACCAGCAAAAUGAACACCUCGUUUGUCACCUAUGUGGAAAACAAUUUUCCAGUGUGUCGAACAAAAAUCGGCACCUGAAAAAAAUGCAUAACCAAGCACUUGGAGGAAAAAAAACAAAGCAUGUUAAAUGCCCACUUUGCUCUGACGAGGAUAAAAUAUCAUUUGGAUCCCACGAACAUUUGAUAGAUCAUUUGGAGCAGAUGCAUUCUUUGGAAAUCCAACAGUCGAGCCAUCAUUUUGAAAACAAGGAAGAUUUUGAGGCUUGGAGAUCUCUUUCCAACAGGAAUGUAGAUUAUAUUUUAGAACGAGCAGUUAAAACUAAUUCUGCUCAAGAAUAUAUUUAUUAUAACUGCAAUCGUAGUAAUACUAUAGAAUAUGUGAGUCAGUGUAGCCAACGAAAUAUGAAGAAGGGAGGCAGCAUUAAGAUAUCUGGAUUAUGUCCAUCAAAAAUUUCUGUUAAAAUUAACAGUUCUGGAGUAGUGGUUAAAUAUAUCGAGACACAUGUUGGUCAUAAUGAUGAACUUCGAUCUAAACGUCUCUCCAAUACUCAGCAGGAAAUGCUCGCAAACAAACUUGUUGCCGGAGUAACUAAGGAAAGCGUUCUUGAAGAUGCAAGGUUCAUCAAUGAAGGAAAAUUAGAAAGAAUGAAUAUUUUAACAAGAGGAGAUCUCUCAUAUAUCAUUCGAAAAUUCAAUAUAAACAAAAAGCGACAUGCAGAUGAUAUGACAGCAACAGCCUUAAAAGUGGAAGAAUUGAACAGUCAAGAUGAAAACACAGAAUCUCAAAAUACUGUUUCCAUUGAUCCUAGUACCAAGCGUGAGACUGUAUUGAAAGAUACAUUCCUGAAAUUAAAAUCAUUGGAUGAUGAAGAAUUUUAUAAGAUGGUAGAGAUUAUCAAUAAAACUUAUAAUAGUUCUCAAGCCAAAAAGACCCAAAGAGUAGAAAAAAGGAAAAUAGAAAAGCAAUUAUAUUAUCCUAACAGAAAGUAGAAUAUUAUAAAUGUUGGUGAUGGAAUAUUAUUCACAUUUAUAACUACUCUUGUAGUAAGUUUGUGAAUGCAACCUUGGAGAAUAAUGCUAUAGUACAUGCACUGUUGCUUCCCAUGAGUUAUGCAGAUUUCUGUUUUGUGAAACAAGUAAAUGUAAUUGACUCGUACUUCUUGGAUAUUCUAUUGAUCAUUGUAGAAAAUAAAGAAUGAUAACUUUUUAA